This is a messenger RNA of Salvia miltiorrhiza (redroot sage), 1083 nucleotides long. Its product is annotated as bax inhibitor 1-like. The record is from RefSeq and is a predicted model, not a curated record. Bases 93 to 881 code for a protein of 262 amino acids. NCBI's taxonomy places the organism in Eukaryota, Viridiplantae, Streptophyta, Magnoliopsida, Lamiales, Lamiaceae. Gene Ontology annotation, cellular component: membrane. The transcript is spliced from 6 exons.
CUAUAUAACGGCCAUAUUGGCUGCUGCAUGCAUUUUUCAUCAGCACAGAGUAACGACUAACGACUCUCUCAAGAAAAAGAUACGGUAAAUCAAUGGAUUCAUUUUCUUCUUUCUUCGAUUCGCCAUCUUCCUCUCGAAACCGAUGGAGUUAUGAUUCGCUCAAGAAUUUCCGCCAGAUUUCUCCCGUUGUUCAAACACAUCUUAAAAAGGUGUAUCUUUCUCUAUGUUGCGCAUUGUUGGCAUCGGCAGUUGGGGUUUAUCUCCACAUUCUUUGGAACGUGGGCGGUAUUCUGACCAAUCUUGGAUGGCUGGGCUGCGGCUUUUGGUUGCUAGCUACUCCUUUUCACCAAGAGCAAAAGAAAAACUCCCUUCUCAUGGCAGCAGCGCUCCUCAAAGGAGUCUCGUGCGGUCCUUUGGUUCAACUGGCCAUAGAACUUGACCCAAGCAUUGUGGUUGGUACUUUCAUUGGUUGUUCUCUGGUCUAUGGUUUUUUUUAUGAAGCUGCAAUGCUUGCUAGGCGUAGAGAGUACUUGUACCUUGGUGGUCUUCUUUCUUCUGGUCUCUCCAUCCUACUUUGGCUGCGCUUUACAUCCUCAAUUUUUCGUGGUUCCAUGGCUCUAUUCAAAUUUGAGUUGUAUUUGGGACUCUUGGCGGUUGUGGGCUGCAUAGUCGUUGAUACCCAGGAUAUUAUUGAGAAAGCACGCUUGGGAGACCUGAACUACGUGAAUCAUGCUCUAACCUUGUUUGGUGAUUUCUAUGACGUGUUUGUACGAGUUCAAAUUAUCAUGUUGAAGAACACGUCUGAGAAGGAAGGAAAGAGGAAAGAAGAAAAAGAAGAAGAGGAACUGAGUCACCCCAGCUUGAAAUUACAGAGAAGCUGAACAGAGUUCGUCUUGGAAAAUAAAUCUUGUGUAUAAAACAUGGUGUUUGCGUAAUGGUACGAUAUGAGUUAGUAAAGUUGUCGAGUACAUUGAAAUUUUGAUGAUGGCGCAUGUUUGCAUGUGAAGAAGCCCGAUGGCUCUCAUCUUUUUCACUACUUGCUUUAUUUGAAUCUAUCAAAAGCUGGUUCCAACUGGUUUCUUA